GUAAGCCCCGUCCAACAAGCUAGCUCUUCCAUACAAGUACCUAUCAAAUCCAGCCCCUCCUCAAUUUCCUAAUUCUUCACUCUCUUAAGCAAAUUGACUUGAACCAACACACAGUUAGAUCUCAACAACAUCCUCUUCGGCUCUAGUCAUGGCACACUACGAUCAACAACAAGCUCCUGCAUAUCCUCGACCAAGCGAGGUAUAUCAACCACCUCAACAAUGCUAUCCAGCAGAAAAGGCGGUGGAAAUGCAUGCUAAUGCUCCGCCACCACCUGUUGGUUAUCCCACUAUGGGAGGAGCUGAGUACCCCCGACAUGCUCCUCCUGUCCAAACGCAAAGCAAAGGUGAUGACUUUUGGAAAGGAUGUUUUGCUGCCUUAUGUUGCUGCUGUGUGUUGGAUAUGUGCUUUUGCUAAUCAAGCCCACCCUAGAUGCAUGCCUAAAUAAGGCACCAAGUUUUCUUUUCUCUCUUGAUUUCCCAUCUAGGUCUACUUAAUGGAGUUAUUUUUGUACUAUUUUUGAUGUCUUACAAGGAAUAAAAAUAUUAAGACCUUAUGUAGUCAUUGAAUCAAAUACUAUGUGAUGGUAGAUUUAACCUUCGUAAUACAAAUAUCAAAGACAAUUUUAAUGUC
Messenger RNA from Theobroma cacao (cacao), 631 nucleotides. RefSeq names its product protein CYSTEINE-RICH TRANSMEMBRANE MODULE 9-like. Gene Ontology annotation, cellular component: plasma membrane. Lineage: Eukaryota; Viridiplantae; Streptophyta; Magnoliopsida; Malvales; Malvaceae. The record is from RefSeq and is a predicted model, not a curated record.